CGCAGGUGGCAGAGCUGCCGGCAACUCCAGGCAGGGUGGCUUCGGGCUCUCCGCCCCCGGUGGGCGGGCCCGGGGCGGAGCACACAGGCGGGGUGGGCCGGGGACGCGAGGCGGAGCGGGGCCCCGCACAGGCCGCGGCGGCUGGCUCGGCCCUACGGUCCCGGAGGCUGCUGCAGGAGGAAGCCCGGUGGCUGCGGAGGAGGGGAGGUGGAGAGGCCGAGGCCGCUCGCAAAGACGCUCCCCGGCUCCGCAGGGAAAGACUCCUAGAAGGUGAGCACGGACGGUAUGCAAAGUUGUGAAUCCAGUGGCGACAGUGCGGAUGACCCUCUCAGUCGUGGCCUACGGAGAAGGGGACAGCCUCGUGUGGUGGUGAUCGGCGCCGGCUUGGCUGGCCUGGCUGCAGCUAGAGCCCUUCUGGAGCAGGGCUUCGCGGAUGUCACAGUGCUUGAGGCGUCCAGACACAUUGGGGGCCGCGUGCAGAGUGUGAGACUUGGACACGCCACCUUUGAGCUGGGAGCCACCUGGAUCCAUGGAUCCCACGGGAACCCUAUCUAUCAACUAGCAGAAGCCAAUGGCCUUUUGGAAGAGACAACAGAUGGGGAACGCAGUGUGGGCCGCAUCAGCCUCUACUCCAAGAAUGGUGUGGCCUGCUACCUUACCAACCAUGGCCGCCGCAUCCCCAAGGAUGUGGUUGAGGAAUUCAGCGAUUUAUACAACGAGGUCUAUAACUUGACCCAGGAGUUCUUCCGCCAUGGUAAACCAGUCAAUGCUGAGAGUCAGAACAGUGUUGGGGUGUUCACCCGGGAGAUGGUGCGGAAUCGCAUCAGGGAUGACCCAGACGACACAGAGGCCACCAAGCGCCUGAAGCUCGCCAUGAUCCAGCAGUACCUGAAGGUGGAGAGCUGUGAGAGCAGCUCCCACAGCAUAGAUGAGGUGUCCCUGAGCGCCUUUGGAGAAUGGACGGAGAUCCCUGGCGCCCAUCACGUCAUCCCGUCGGGCUUCACGCGAGUCGUGGAGCUGCUGGCUGAGGGCAUUCCCCCACAUGUCAUCCAGCUGGGGAAACCAGUCCGUUGCAUCCACUGGGACCAGGCCUCGGCUCGCCCCCGGGGUCCUGAGAUUGAGCCCCGUGGUGAGGGUGACCACAAUCACGACACUGGGGAGGGUGGCCAGAGUGGAGAAAAUCCCCAGCAGGGGAGGUGGGACGAGGAUGAGCAGUGGCCUGUAGUCGUGGAGUGCGAGGAUUGUGAGGUGAUCCCAGCGGACCACGUGAUCGUGACCGUUUCGCUGGGCGUGCUCAAGAGGCAGUACACCAGUUUCUUUAGGCCAUGCCUGCCCACGGAGAAGGUGGCCGCCAUCCACCGCCUGGGCAUCGGUACCACUGACAAGAUCUUCCUGGAAUUCGAGGAGCCCUUCUGGGGCCCGGAGUGCAACAGCUUGCAGUUCGUGUGGGAGGAUGAGGCAGAGAGCUGUACCCUCACCUACCCACCUGAGCUCUGGUACCGCAAGAUCUGUGGCUUCGAUGUCCUUUACCCGCCAGAGCGCUAUGGCCAUGUGCUGAGUGGCUGGAUCUGUGGGGAGGAGGCUCUCGUCAUGGAGAGGUGCGAUGACGAGGCUGUAGCUGAGAUCUGCACAGAGAUGCUUCGACAGUUCACAGGGAACCCCAAUAUACCGAAACCCAGGCGAAUCCUGCGCUCAGCCUGGGGCAGCAACCCAUACUUUCGGGGUUCCUAUUCAUACACACAGGUGGGCUCAAGUGGGGCAGAUGUGGAGAAGUUGGCCAAGCCCCUGCCCUACACAGAGAGCUCCAAGACGGCGCAUGGAAGCUCCUCAAAGCAGCAGCCUGGUCACCUUUUAUCAUCCAAGUGCCCAGAACAAUCCCUGGACCCUAGUAGGGGCUCCAUAAAGCCCAUGCAGGUGCUGUUCUCCGGAGAGGCCACACACCGCAAGUACUACUCCACCACCCACGGUGCUCUGCUCUCUGGCCAGCGAGAGGCUGCCCGUCUCAUCGAGAUGUACAGAGACCUCUUCCAGCAGGGGCCCUGAAAGGUGUCCUCACUGCCAACUGUGUUCCUUAAAGAACCACUGACUCGUGACCACCGGUCCUCGCUCGACCCCUGCCCCUGCGCUCUUAAUUUCCUACUUGUCUGUAGAGUGGAACUUACCUUCUGUAGUGGACGCUGGGCUGACGUCAGACCUGGCCCCGUAGCUUUUCUUUGUCUUCAGGCUGGGUAAUGACCAGGUGGGCUUCUGCUUCCUGCUUUCCUCCUCUUUCCAUGUUAUUGCAAGUGCCUUCAAUACUUUGCAUUUUGGGAUAAUAAAAGAAGUGACCCUUCCCGCUCCUUCGCUUCUCUCCUCA
Molecule: messenger RNA, 2356 nt
Organism: Apodemus sylvaticus (European woodmouse)
Lineage: Eukaryota; Metazoa; Chordata; Mammalia; Rodentia; Muridae
Gene: Smox
Product: spermine oxidase
Exons: 8
Coding region: 286-2043 (585 amino acids)
Molecular function (GO): polyamine oxidase activity
Source: RefSeq, a predicted model, not a curated record